Messenger RNA from Empidonax traillii (willow flycatcher), 2867 nucleotides. RefSeq names its product trimethylguanosine synthase 1 (gene TGS1). The coding region runs from base 37 to 2697 and encodes 886 amino acids. Gene Ontology annotation, cellular component: nucleus. Gene Ontology annotation, molecular function: RNA cap trimethylguanosine synthase activity. The transcript is spliced from 13 exons. Gene Ontology annotation, biological process: 7-methylguanosine RNA capping; 7-methylguanosine cap hypermethylation. The record is from RefSeq and is a predicted model, not a curated record. Lineage: Eukaryota; Metazoa; Chordata; Aves; Passeriformes; Tyrannidae.
GCAGGGCUGUGCCCCGGCGUGGGUCUGCCCGCAGGGAUGGUGCAGGACCCGGGCGGGAGGCUGGUGGCGGAGCUGCUGCUGCGGGCGGGGGCGGCCCGCGACAUCCUCUGCCUCUGCUCCCGCGCCUUCGUCGAAGAUCGAAAAUUAUAUAAACUGGGAUUAAAAGGAUUUUAUGUCAAAGAUGACAAUGACAGUACAGCAGGGGAAGAACAAGCAUCUGAGGAGGAGAACCAUUGUCUCAAUAUGAGAUUGAAGGUGGAUUCUAAUCAUGCUCUGGACCCAGAAGAAGUUGAACUAGACUCAGAAGCUGAGCUUAUGAAGAGCAUGGGGUUGCCUCUUCAGUUUGGUGGGCAGUCGGCCCAGAGGAACUUUGUGGAAAAAGAAAAUUAUAAAAAGAGAAGUAAUAUGAAAUUUAUGAAAAAGAAAAAGAAGAAGAAGAAAAAUGAGUUACAGCGAAAAUGUGAGGAUAAAAGGGGGCAGGAAUGCCAGGAUGAAGGUUGUGGUGGUAGUAUCCAGGCCAUUUCUGGUGAGCUGGCCCUUGCAACAGAGCAGUGUGAGGUGAGCAGCAAACCUCAGAUUGUAAUUGAAGAGAACUGUGAAAGUUCAGAAAGCCUUGCAAAUGAGGCUUUAUCCAGUGAACUUAAGGAAAAAUGGGAGAAGUACUGGAGCGAGUAUGGAGAAGGCCUUCUUUGGCAAAGUUGGUUGCAGAAGCAUCAAGAGGUCUCAUCAUCUGAAGCCAUCACAGCCUCUGAGCCUUGGAAUAAUCUGGACACCAAGGGAGAGUGGGAGCAGCAUUAUAACGAACUGUACUGGUAUUAUUGGGAACAGUUUCAGUACUGGACAAGUCAAGGAUGGACUAUUGAGAGCUCACCUGGGGACAAGGUGGAAGUUAAUGGGGUUGCAGAGGAGACUGGUCUUUCAGGAGAAAUGAACUUGGUUAGCCCCGAGCCUGACUGCAGUGAAGUGCUGAGCUUGGAGCUGUCUCCCUCUAACACCAGAAGUGAUGAAACACUCCCUUCAAAUGCUGAGCCCCACAGCGAAAUCAUUUCUGGGAUUUGUAAUUUAAAUCUGAAUUUAAAGGAAGUGGAGCAGAGCAGUGCAGCUCGAACAGUAGCCCACCACGGUCAUCAAGAGCACAGUUUGUCCGACUGUGAAAGCCAGAAGGAGCCCUGUGAUGGAGGAACCCGGAAAAGGAGUGCAUCUUGUGAAAAUAAAAGUGUUAACCAGUCAGGUUCACAGGAGUCGUGUAGCAUGAAUUCAAAUGAGAAAGAGCAGUUGCUGCUCCAUGACCAAGAUGAAGAUGAGGAUGAAGAGCCUCCUGAAUACAGACAUGUCAAAGUCAAGAGAAGCCAUGAACUGGAUGUGGAUGAGAACCCAGUCGAAGAUCCUGAAGAAACCUGCUCUGUGUUGGGUUUCAAGUGUGGCACAGGACAAAAGUAUGGUGGAAUUCCAGAUUUCACCCACCGACGUGUGCAGUACUUGGAGAAAAAAGCAAAACUCAAGUCCAAAUACUUGGAUAUGCGUAAACCAAGGAAGAGCAAAAACACACACAUCUUCUUCAUGGAGGAAUCUGAAAUGACAUGCAAAAAAAGCAAAACUUUGAAGAAGGUGGAAAUGUUCCUGAAGCAGGUUAGUAAACCUGAGGAGGAAGCUACAUCCCAGCCAGCCAUCCCUCAGGGUAAAUCGGAGGCACUGUCUGUGAGCAGCAGCGAGUCAGAGGGUCAGGAAGGCCUUACUGCCACACAGGCUGUGACACUGAAUGCUGAAACCCAAAAGCCACCAUCUUCCAGUGCAGCCUGCACAGAACCUGGAGGGAGUAACCUUGAGGAGGAGGAGGCACGGGAUGCUGCAGCGAGUGGCUCCGAUGAGCAGGGUGCAGCGAGGCCAGAGUGUGGCGGUGGGCGGCAGCUUGUCCCUCUGGAUAUUCCAGAUUAUCUCCAGGCAGACACAGAGGACGUCAGCCAAGCCGUAGAUGAAAAAAUUACCACACAGAAGAAGGAGAAGAAAAGAAGAAGAAAGAAUAAAAUUGCACUGAGAUCUAUACCUGCUGAGAUUGCUGCUGAUCCAGAGCUGGUCAAGUACUGGGCACAGCGCUACCGGCUGUUCUCUCGGUUUGACGAAGGAAUUAAACUGGACAGAGAGGGUUGGUUUUCCGUUACUCCUGAGAAAAUAGCUGAGCAUAUUGCAGUCCGUGUUAGUCAGUCGUUCAACUGCGAUAUCAUAGUGGAUGCGUUCUGUGGGGUUGGAGGAAAUGCUAUUCAGUUUGCAUUGACCUCAAAAAGAGUGAUCGCGAUCGACAUCGACCCCGAGAAGCUCAGCCUGGCGCGCAACAAUGCGGAGGUGUACGGCGUGGCGGACCAGAUCGAGUUCAUAUGCGGGGACUUCAUGGUGCUGGCUGCCGACCUGCGGGCAGAUGUGGUGUUCCUCAGCCCGCCCUGGGGAGGGCCUGAUUAUGCCACUGCCGAAAUCUUCGAUAUCCAAACCAUGAUUUGUCCGGAUGGAUUUGAAAUUUUCAGGCUCUCCAAGAAGAUCACCAACAAUAUUGUGUAUUUUCUGCCUCGGAAUGCUGAUAUUGACCAGGUGGCUUCCUUAGCAGGCCCAGGAGGGAAAGUUGAAAUAGAACAAAAUUUUCUCAAUAACAAACUGAAGACAAUAACAGCUUAUUUUGGUGAUCUAAUAAGAGAUGACAUCUCCUGAACUCAAGUGUGGAUUCUUCCAAACCCAACCUCCCUGACUGCUGCUUUGCUUAAGCUUUUGUACAGCUGACUGGUCAAAAAUGACUUAAAGCCAUUUUCCACUUUAAUUUCUGUUUACAGAAAUUUGUUCUGUUUAUUGUUACUGUCAAUAAAUGUUUUAUAAUAAUUUUG